Messenger RNA from Cylicocyclus nassatus, 1586 nucleotides. Lineage: Eukaryota; Metazoa; Nematoda; Chromadorea; Rhabditida; Strongylidae. The record is from the annotation of a GenBank genome assembly.
AGGUUUUCUCAUGGGCGCGCGGACAACUCCAAUCAUCGAUAGCAUCUUGGAGCGGAGCAUAGCCGGGUUGCAGUGGGCCCUCCUAGUUUUCGUUGUAAUGCCUCUCAGCACGAUCUCUGAUGCGUUCACAUCAACACGGAACAAAAUCGUCUACUCCCUUGGCAUCGCGCCAAGGGCUCAUGCAAGAAAAGUGGCAACGAUUCAGAAGCAGAUGCGCGAAUGGUCAGCUUCACACCGUGGUACGAAGGUGCUUCCAGUGCAGUCUGGUUUUUUCGACUUUCGGCCACCUCCUGCAAAGGGAAUUACUCCCAUCGAUGUUGGGGUUCUGAGGGACAUACUUGAGGUAGACACAAAUGGAUUAAACAUCCGUGUGGAACCUAUGGUAACAAUGUCGCAGUUGUCCCAAGUUCUUCUUCCCCUGGGCUUCUCUGUUCCGCUUUUCCCUGGGCAACCAGGACUGACUGUUCAAGAUCUCAUCUGCGGUGGUGGGGUAGACACUUCUGGUCGGAAGUACGGCUUAUUUCAGCAUAUCUGCCAGUCAUAUGAAUUGGUGAUGCCUGAUGGAAGUAUCGUCGUAGCCACAAAGGAGAAGAAUGGUGACGCCGAAACACAGGCAUUAUUCUAUGGUGUGCCGUGGAGUAAAGGGUCUUUGGGAAUACUUGUUGCUGUUACUUUGAGGAUAAUACCAGUCAAGCCAUAUGUGAAAAUCACCUACAUGCGUACGGGUUCAAUAGAGGAAAUGCAAAACAAACUUACUGAAGAGUCGAACUGCCGGGAAAACGAAUUCGUUGAAGGCUUACAGCUUUCUGAAGAUGCAGGAGUUGUGAUGCGGGGAAGAUUCUCUGAUGGACCACCCAAAAAUUUCUCUGCUGACAUCGUGAGGAUUGGAAGGUGGUACAAGCCCUGGUUCUAUAGCCAUGUCGCAGAAGUUGUUUCAAGUCGUCAGGAGCAAACCGAGUUCGUUCCACUGGAAGAUUAUUACUACCGUCACAAUAAAAGCCUAUUUUGGGAGUUAAAGGAUCUACUUCCGCUUGGUAAUGGUUUAAUACAUCGGUGGUUUUUUGGUUGGUUGAGUGCUCCCCAACAUGAUGUCAUGAAGAACGUCACUCCUGAUUUUCUGGACUCCGGAAUGCGGGAAAAUUAUAUACAUGAAGAUAUCCUAAUUCCAUUGAGUUGCCUUUCAGAUGUUAUAGAAGUGUGCGAUAGUGAAACUGGAAUUUAUCCAAUCUGGUUGUGUCCGUACAAUCAACCAUCCUGCCCUGGAAUGAUUCGACAGCGAUCGGGCAGAAAUGUACUAUUCGUCAAUGUGGGUGUCUAUGGAGUGGCUAACAACUCCUCAGUACAUUGCAUCAGGCGGUUAGAACAAGCUGCGAGGGACGCGAAUGGCGUCAAAAUGCUCCAUGGAGGUACGAAAAUGAGCCGGUCCGAGUUCUGGCAGAUGUUCGACUCAUCACUAUACGAAUGGCUUCGUGUCAAGUACAACUGCAAAGAAGCGUUUUUAGACGUUUACGACAAUGUGUGCCAAGCUGUACAUUGCUGAUUUUAUUAUUAUGAUGACAGAACACGUAAUAAACUAUAUUCUUUUA